Symbiodinium sp. CCMP2456 is the source of this 1231-nucleotide messenger RNA. The record is from the annotation of a GenBank genome assembly. Lineage: Eukaryota; Dinophyceae; Suessiales; Symbiodiniaceae.
AUGGGCACCGGUGCUUCAGCUGCUGCGGCAGCUCUCUCUCUACCAGAUGCUCCUGCCAUGUCGCACGACGAAUACGUCAAGGAACACCACAAAUUCUGGGAGGCCUACAGGGACGCACAAUGGAAGGAAGCCUACAAGUACAUGGCUUCGCAAACCACCGCUGGCGCCUUCGCUGCUGUCGGCGAACGCAAUUAUGAGAAUUGCGUACGGUUCGCUGUGGGAGCCAUUGGCCAAACGCAGGAGAGCCCCAAAGACGUGGAAGAAGCUGCUGCGGUGCUUUGCCGGAGCGUCGAAGUGGCCAAGUGGCCAGCCGCAAAGGCCGCAGGCUUCCUGAUGGAUCACCCGAAGAGGACAGAAGUCCUGGAAGUAUUUCUGAAGUCAGUAUCCCCAGAGUUCGCCGGAAAAGCUGCAGAGGCUCAAGCGGAGCAGCUGCUGGCAGCCAUUGACGGCGAAGCCAAGGCCUUUGGUGCCGUGGUCUUGUCCGUGGCCCGGGCCUGCAUCGCAGAGGGUGCGGAAGAGAAGGCUUUGAUCCUACUGGAGAAGUAUUUACGGCUGCACAAGGCGCCAGAUGCUUAUGAUGCUGGAGAUUUGUUGGCUCUUUGGUAUGCGUUGCAAUGGCGGAGGUCGGGGAAGAAGCCACAGCACGUAGGCAAGGUAGCUGUGGUCCUGUUGAAGAGGUCCCACAUGAAAGUAGUUGUGGAUGACGACGGAACGGAGCUGCAUGGCGGUGUCGCCAGCUGGGACGAGAACACUCUCAAGACUGUGACUGUGCCGGACAUCAUCCGGGACUGGCGGCUCUUUAGUGAUGCUAUGUGCUUUUUGACCGACGGUGCGAUUGGGUUCGAGCCCAUUGUGGUGGAAGACUGCUGGGAUGUGCUGACCAAGGCCCACAACCCAUUCUGGGAUUCCAAGUAUAAGCGCUGCAUUUCCCAUACGGACUUCGGAGCACCUGACUUCGUGUCGGCCCUCCAGACAUGGGAAGAAGGCUACAUCAAGGAGAGGGGCGACUCAGACGUUCUGGCCUUCCAUCUCUUGUUUCCUGCCGGCCGGCCCAAGGAGGCCAAGGUGACCAUCACCGUCGGGGGCAUCGCUGCAGGUGGGCACUGGCUCGGUGACACUGAGUUCGACUGGUAUGUGCAGACCAUCACCCGACGUUUAGCUCCCAUGACCGACCUCACUUUGGGAGAACACUGGAGAUCCUGGUGGGGUGGCCGUGAAGCCGAAGAAGAAG